This is a messenger RNA of Protopolystoma xenopodis, 384 nucleotides long. Lineage: Eukaryota; Metazoa; Platyhelminthes; Monogenea; Polystomatidea; Polystomatidae. The record is from the annotation of a GenBank genome assembly.
AUGCAAAAAUUUCCGUGCAACUUUAAGGACGGCGAAGUGACCUACCAUCACGAGGGCAAUCCGCUUACCAACACGGAUCGCGUUCAGCUCUCCAUCUUCUUUUUUCGCAACAACCUCUCCGUCGUGCACACGCUGGAUCUGGUCGUCGAGGUAGUUGAUCCUCUGCCGCAGGUCCCGGGCUCCCUGGCUCUGCAGCCGAUUGGCUGGCUUCGCCGAGAUGGCCCCAACCGGACGGUGAAUCGCCGGAAUCGGGCAGCAGAGCGAUUGGUGAGUGUGCAAGUUGACCCGCCUUGGUUGAAUACAACGACCUCGAGGAAGCAGAUGAACUUGUAUGUAUUGAAUGUGUCACAGCAAAAAGGAGUAAUUACUUUGCUAAGCAUUUAA